GCAUCCACACAACCAACAAACACAAUAUGUCGGCACAACUCAUAACCCACAACAAGACAGUCGUUCUGUCAACAUACCGCAACCUCUUGCGCGCAACCCGCAUCGCUUUCCAAGGCGACCACGACACACUUCACAACUCUCGCAAAUUCGCACGAGACUCAUUCGACCAGAACCGUGGCGUCAAGGCUGGUAGCAUUGAAGCCGAAAAGGCCGUCGAGCAUGCACAAGGAGUGGCUCAGAUCUUGAGGGAAAAUGUANAAUUGCGAAUUCACGACCACACCGAAAAGGGCGACAACGAGUCUGUCAAGCAGUUCAAAGGAACCACAAAGUCUUUUGCAGAGGUCAAGCGCUGCUCUCUGAUU
Aureobasidium vineae is the source of this 362-nucleotide messenger RNA. The record is from the annotation of a GenBank genome assembly. NCBI's taxonomy places the organism in Eukaryota, Fungi, Ascomycota, Dothideomycetes, Dothideales, Saccotheciaceae.